Messenger RNA from Bombus terrestris (buff-tailed bumblebee), 12215 nucleotides. RefSeq lists its product as uncharacterized. The coding region runs from base 1026 to 4142 and encodes 1038 amino acids. The record is from RefSeq and is a predicted model, not a curated record. Gene Ontology annotation, molecular function: protein binding. The transcript is spliced from 17 exons. Lineage: Eukaryota; Metazoa; Arthropoda; Insecta; Hymenoptera; Apidae. Gene Ontology annotation, cellular component: plasma membrane.
UCUCGUUUCAAUACGAUCGCUUACUUUUCGACGCGUCGUACACGCUUCUACGGAGUUUCGUGACCGUACGUACUCGUUGGAUAUCUAGGACGUACAUAUCACGCAAGGAUACACGCGUGUAUGUAUGCGUGUACACGUAUACCGGAGGACGUGGCGUCCUAGAGAGGAUCUGCACGGGCGAUCUGAAGAUCGUUUGGAUCGCAACGAGGAUCAUCGGGAUUGUUGGGAGAAGUCGAUGGAGAGGAGACUCGGCUUUGGAUGAGACCAGCUUGCGGAGGAAUUGGGGUUGAGGAAAGGGGCCGCGAGACAGGAAUUAAAGGGAGAAUCGAUCGGUUUCCAAGGGAUCUGCGAGCACGCGAAUUUCCAGCGAGGCGACAUGGCCCACGAGUACAGGGAUUAUCGCGACGACUCGUAAUCGCCAGUUCUACUUUUUCCUGUUAAUAACUGGCUGAAUCUUGUGGCGGAAUAAAGUCGCCGAGGUUGGUGAUUAAAACCGAAAGAUGAGAAAUUUGAACACCUAAAAAGCUGGGCCACGGCUUUUCGGAUUAAUCGAUCGCGAGCUAUGACGUUGUGUCGUGUGCAUUUGUGACGUGUUUUGGAUUUUCGAGGAAUUCUGCAGCCACGUCGCCGGGAUCUACGCAGGUGAGCUUGUACAACAAACAGUGUUUCAUGUUCCUGAAAUCGUCGAUAGAUCGUUGGUGCGCGGUGUUGCGAUCGAAUCGGGAUCGCCAGUGAUCGUGAAGUUUAAAAGCUGCUGGCCGAGCGUGUGGCUGGUAGGGCGAGAAGCCCGAUCGACCAAGGAUCGUUCGAACGAGGGUGUCCCUUUCACCGGAACAACGGUGCUGAUCCUCGGCAUGAAGGGGAGUGUUCUAUGUUCCUGCGUAUUUUCCUGAUCAAAGUAGAACCUGCGAGUAAACCCGGACUUUCGAGUUGCGUCUCGAAGCGUAUCGAUAUCGUCGCCUCGCGGCCAGCAAACAAGCACAGGAAAGUGUCCUCUCGACCAGAGGAGAGUGCAAGUACUCGGCAUGAAGGACACGCACUGGCCGGUGUUCGUCUGCGUUCUAAUGGCGACGACGGUGCUUUCCUGUCGGCAAAGCGAGUUCCAAUGCAACAACGGGCGCUGCGUCGCCCUCAACAAGGUGUGCAACGUCGUCGACGACUGCGGCGACGGCAGUGACGAACCACGACAAUGUUCUCCCUGCAAUAAAACAUACUACGGGGACGUGGGUAAAACUUACGACCUGGAGCUCCAUCGACCGAAGGAGGACAAGGUGCCUUACAUUUGCAAGCUCACCUUCAGUGCACCGGGCGGCGAUCUGGGAGACAUCAUACAGUUGACGUUCGACAGCUUCACCCUGGGGAAAUUCGUGUCGUUCACGGCGGAGGGCUGCCCGGACGGAUCGCUGCAGAUUUCGGAGGCCCAACGGCCGGACGUUGGUGGCCUCUGGUGCGGAACGUCCUGGGGUCCCGCGAUUUACUACAGCGAAACCCAGACCGUCUCCAUCACGCUGAAGCUGCUCAGGCUCAGUAAGGAUCAGACAGGAUUCAAUUUCGACUUCAGGAUGGUGUACAAGAUGAUCAGGAAGUCGGACGCCGUGGCACGCUACGGAAAUCCAUUCGUCGGUAUAACGCAGCCGACAGGAACACCAUCUUCGACGGAACUGACUUUGUCGACGUCCUCGAGCGACUACGCGAACAGCUCGAUGGCGAUGCCGGUGCAGAUGGUCGAACAGCCGUCGACCACGACGAAACCAAGCAGCGAGCAGUACCUCGGGGAUCUGAUAUCCGGAACCUACUGUUCCCGCAUAUUCAGCGACUGCGACCGGAAGAAGUGCAGACUGCAGUCUCCCAACUUUCCCGGAUUGUACCCGCGCAAUCUCACCUGCUACUACGCGGUGAGGCAGCACGACGUACCAGCAGGGAAACACGCCUUAAUCUCCGUGAAACAGCCCCGGGGCCAAUUGGUGGCCAUAAGAGCGAGGCCAGCCACCCAAGCGGAAUCAUCGCCUCGCGAGCUUCGCCUGUGGAAGGACUGCGAUGUGGUUCAGGACUACGUGACCGUGUAUGAUGGCUACACGACCCGGGACCCGGUGAUCCUCAAGUUCUGCGGAGGUGGUGAGCCGGUGCCGGAAGCCACUAGCAGCGGAACCGAGAUCCUGGUCGAGUUCACCACGUCUCCUUACGGCACGUUCCUGCAUCCGACGCCGCCGCAUUCGCUCCACGGCUUUCAAUUAGAAGUGCAAGUGAAGUUCGUGGACGCCGACUCGCCGACGUACGCGAAGAACAAGCAUUGCGAGUUUUGGCUGCAGGGCAGCGGAGGUGGUGUGCUCGCAUCUCCACGGCAUUCCUUGCCACGGAACAGCACGUGCCUGUAUCAUCUUCGCGGCGCUGGACCGGCGCUUCCAAGUCCAACGCCACCGCGUCCUUUGCCCAAGUUUCCGGAGCAGAGGCCGGGAACCGUGUGGAGGAGACCGGCACCGCGACCACCGCAGCCACAGUUCCGCGUCUGGCUGUCCAUCCUCAAGUUCCACGUAGGCACCAGCUUGUCGAGCAGCGACGAGGACUGCUCCACCACCCUUAUGGUGUGGGACGGCGAGAUGAUGCCACUCUCCGAGUGCUACGAUCUUGCCUGCGAGAAAGAACACCAACGUCACGGAGACAGAUCCGCCGAGCCAUCGCACCCUCAGGCAGCCCGCCCCGCUGGAAACACCACCCUGUUGGCGCGUUAUUGCAAGGACAAGGUGCCGCGAACCUGCGACCACGCCAUCCUACAGAACACCAGUCGGCCUUGUUCCCUUGGCGAGAGCUUCGUAUCCAGCGGAAGCAGUUUGACCAUCGAGAUGCGGAUGGUCGAGUCGACGGCUCUCAGGCCAGUGAAUUUUCGCGCGCUCUACGAAUUCGUGGAUCUACACCAGGACGGCGAUCCUUACGGGAGUGGGCCGUGUUCGAGGAUCUUCUACAGCCGCAAUCGGGAUCAUUAUCCCGAUCGUAGAUUCCAGGCGCCACGCGACAUUUUCCUUUAUGGCCGUGGCGGCACGAAAAAUAUGAGCUGCGUGUACAGAUUCGAGGGCGAGCACGAUGAGAUCGUGAAGCUGCGGUUCAACAAGCUGUUGAACGGAAACCGGACGUGCCGCAGCGUCUCCAGCCCGGACUUUAAUCGGCUGCUCUGCGUCGGAUCGGACAACUUCUCCGUAAAGGUGCUCGAUCUUCCAUGGCCCAACGCUCCGCCUGUACAACGGGAUUGCCUCUGCUCCAAUCGAUCCCUACCGAUGAACGUCAAGUCCACCUCGAAUAUAGUCGAGGUACACUUCACCGUCAGGUCUAUGGACGCGUUGGAUGACUACAAUAAUUUGUUCUUCGAGGGAACCUGGGACUUUAUCAAGACCAGCCCUUGCAUGCAGAAGCGAAGAGUGAGGGGACCAUCCGGAGAGAUCAAAUAUAAGGUGCCGGUUAUAGACGAGGAUGAGAAAAACUGCGAGAAGCAUCCAUGGCUGAUCGACCCAGGACCGAACCAAUAUCUCUACGUGAAAAUGCACGGCACGAUAAUGUCGAAUACGAGCAAAUGCGCGACGAAGAACCGGAUCGUUGUGCACACCGGUGGCGCUAUCCACGUGUCGGUGUGCCCGAAACCACCUGCGGAGUCAAGUCACCACGUGGUCGAGGUUUUCAGUGACGGCUGGGCCGUCAGCAGCAACGCGAUGAUCCUAGCACCGGGCCAAGACCCCGUCAGGACUAUAGCCGUCGAAUUUAUCGUCAAGGAACCGGAAACCUACACGGUCACCUGGCUCGAGCUCACUAGAAGACCAUCGGUGACGUCGAGCGCAGGGCUGCAGAUGCCACGCGACUGCGAGCAGCGGUGCCCCGAGCUGGACGCGUGUAUAAACGCGUCGCUGUGGUGCGACGGGAUCUCCCAUUGUCCAUCGGGCUACGACGAGGCUCUGACACACUGCUCGGUCCUCCUGCAGCUGCCGCCUCUGCACCUGGCCAUCAGCAUCCUCGCGAUCGUCACGAUCAUUGGCGUGAUCUGCUUCGUGAUCUGGCGAAUCUGCAGGCAACGGGCGAACCGAUCGAUAUCGCAGCACCGGCUGAAGAGCAUCUCCUCGGAGACGGCGAUCAUCGACGGGAAGGAAGUGAUUUGCUGACACAGCGACAGUUCUGUGCGAUACGUCGAGGUCGACCGGGUGACCACCGUGUGACGAUCGCCCACGGUCGUCCCAUUCGUCGCUCGUCGUGGCGUCGUCGCGUCCCAUUUCGCGUCCUCUUGAAGGAGACGCCCGUUCCGGCGCCACGACGACGCCCGCCUCCGCGUAACGCGCAGAACUGCUCUGCUACCGGUAUACUUCACAGGAGACCUAGACUCUGCUCCAAAAGGACGGUUCGCUGCUCGAUGACCUGCACCGGCUUGCGCUUUCUUUCUCGUACACGGAUAGGUCCACGGUGUUUGCGCGCUUCUUUUGGCGUCUUUGGUUGAGCGAGAAUCGGCUCGGCUCCUGAGCAUUUCAAAAGCAGCUUCGACGACAGACGCGCGGACUCCGGGAUAGAUGCUUGUAGAUGUUUCAGGAGGAUGGACCGGAGCUGUUGAUAUUUGCCAUAUCCGUUUCUGUACUUUCUGACACUUUAAGGCUUCCUUUGGCUUUGACUUCUGAUAUUUUAGGGCGUUCUUGGAUUUUUCUUUAUCGAGAACAAAAUCAUGAGACCAGGAGAAUGGCGUCUUUGUCUUCUUCGUGAUCCAGAUUAACCGGAAUAAGUUGCCGAGCACCUCGCGUGUCUUGGUUCCUUCUCGCCUUCGUGUCUUCGAUCGCCUUCGUUCGCUAUUUUUCAUCGAUUGAUUCGAAGAGUAUCGCAUACGUUGAUCGAGAACUUGAACAGCUCCGGUCCAUUCCUCCGAGUUGGUUAUUAUUUGCGCCGAGAGCACAGGGCGACGUAUUUCCGAGGAUUUCUCGGUUAGAAAGUCAUCGAAACUCGAGGAAUCGAGUUGCUUGAACGAGGACAAUAAGUAAUGAGAUCCUAGUGAUAUCGUUUCGCUGGUAGCGUAGCUAACUUUUUGUCUCCGACGACCAGAUGAUAUCGACCCAUCGGUAGAUCGAACGAUGGCCGAUCGAUCGAUACCUGAUUCGUACGUAUUGGCAUGGUAGAGGAGCCUGAAAUUCUGUUGGACUUCGCGCUCGAUUAAACGCCGACCCAACGAAGAGAAGAAGAAGAUGUCGGUCCGUGGCAUCGAGUAGGGAACCAACAAGAAAUACUCGCACUAUGGUCGUUCGAUCGUCCGUCGAGGUGAUGUCUCGAUGAGGACGGAAGACGCGGUUUUAAGCACGAGCCAAUGGCUCCUCUCUCUCCUCCGCUCUCAUGCUCCCUUUUGGUAAGCGCGCGAGAUCCUCUGUAAAACGCUCGGUCGAAGUCGCGCGUGUUCGGAUCAACUACCGCUGCUUUCAUCGUGAUUCGCGUAAAUCGAUGGUAACCAUGAAAUUUUCGUCUCUGAUCCUUUUUUUCUUUUCUUCUUCUUCUUUUUUCAUCGAAUCGAUAGAGACUCUGUCCUUGAGAAGAGAGCGAAACGUUGUCAUCUCGUUGUCAAACGUUGACAAUGAGAGCAGAAAAAUUGAAUAAUCUCGCUCUCGCCUCGUCCUUUCACUCGCGAAUUACUUUGGAAAAGAGUUUUUCGAAUUCUAUACGCGAGUUUAGCGCUUCUAUUCGAGCAAUUCGUAAAACAGUGGCCAGAAACUAUCGUCUUUGAAAUUUCGUUAUCGGGAAAAAGAAGCGUUUACGCGAGAGAGGUCUACGAAGAUGAUUCGACUUAGGAUGAUGGACGUUGAUCACGAUGGAACAGUAUGGAUAGUAAGCCUAUCCGGGAACUAUAGAUACUGACCAAAUGUUUCGAGUGAUUACCGUUUAGACGACUUAAUGAUACUGUCACACUAGCGAUAAGACGACUUCGGGAAGAACGAGUACGAAGAAAAUGACGUAGAAGUAUGGUAGCCUGAAAUUAUGUGAUAUAUAUAAUGCUGUUUUUCACGGAGCUGUGCUCCGUUUAAUAAUGAUUGUUACACCCUGGCCAAAGGGGUCGUCGGCGACGAGAAUCGAUGUAAGCGCCAGAAGGAAAGCGUCGAAUUCUUUUUCGCCUCGUAGAAUUGGCGCCGCGACGACACCCGACGCCAUAACUUGUACACCAUGUUCAUACUUGUACAUAACUGAUUAUUUAUCUAUUUGUAUCGGGUAACACGACACGUUCGUGCACGCGUGUCCGUUCGCAGCUUUCGCGCUUUUCGCAUUUCAAAUUUCGAAUUACAUCACCGGCGGCGCGUGAAGGAAGACGCGACUUUGAUGGAAAGUAUACUUGAACUUGGAAAUUCUGCCCACUUAUUCGCAAUUUCAAUUGCUAUAAAUCUAAUGGUAUAAUAAUAGAUGAAGAGAUUUCAACGAUCGUUUCGAGCUCGAAAGUUGUACCGUCGAAUUUCAUUUUAAUAAUCGAGCAACGCGAUAAUUUUCUUCUGCUCUUCUGUUCUUUCGUAAUGGAUCGCUGCGAACGGAGACCCGUUCGAAACCGCUUUACUACUAGCCGAUAAGCGUAGAGCUCGCGAAGCGCAGAAGCAAAAACGAAGGAACAAAGCCGACGAAAGAUACGAGGCAAAGCGAAGGGAACCAGAGGCAAACCGAAAACGAUCCAAGAAAAAAACUAACGACCGGUCAGCUAACUGAAAGCACCGCCAUCGUUUCCCGCUGUGUUCAGCGUGCACGUCAACCACAUCGCUCGGUGAAGGAAAAUCGACGGGACGUCUACGCUACGAAAGCCACGAUCGACGACCGUUCGGUAACCGGCCCUCCAUUAUACGUUCAUGAAAAGACAAUCGUUAACGUAUUCCGCGUGGAAUCGCAUCUUUUUCACUCGAUUUAUUAAUUCUAUAUGCUUUGAACGAGCCACCGACGAGCCACAUCGGCGGCGUUCAUCGGCUCAUCCGACACCCCCUCCACGCGAAUAAUUCUCGGCAAACGAACAAAAUCAAAAUAAAGUUCGACGAAAUCGCGCGAUUCGUUCGAUAUUUCGGCCGUACAGUUCUUUAGGUCUAAGUCGUUCGAAAGAUUUUAUAGUAAUUUUGAAGAAUUCCUCCGCGUACGGGGCGGCAACGUCGGCCGACGCGUCCACGUCGACGCGACGAUGCAAAGAAAAGAGGGAACGGAGGAAAUUUCUCGUCGAGUUGUCACCGGAUUUCGUCCUUACGAGAAGACUUGUCCACUGGGACGAUGAAAAAAGUAUAUAGGAAAACGCACGCAUGCUUUAUUUCAUACCGAAGUUGAUUAUAGUUCAUUCGCCGCGUUAUCUCACGUUCCACUCGAUACGAAUCGACGAAGCGGCGCUUGUACGCGCCAACAACCGUCGAUCUCGCUCGAGAACGAACUCGUGCAACGAACCAUUCUUGUCAUUCUGCGAUUAUUUUCUCGCCCGUGCCGCCCUCGAUUUAUCGAUGUAUCAUUCGCGUUUCUUGCGUUGCGGGGACCAAUAAAUUCGUACGACCGCCGGAGUUGGCCGUGCCAAAAUGGGGAAGGAAGAGUUUCCGCGGUUUCUUUAGUCUCGAUUGUUCAGUUUGCUCGCGUGAUUCCGGUUCGCCGCGAUACACCCCCAGAGAAUCGAAGACUGACGCUUUAGUUUCGUGUUCUAUCGUUGCUCUUACGACGAAAGUGUUACGUGAUAUCCGUUCACUGCCAUUUCGUUUCAUUUAUCUGUACGCGAUUCAAGCAUUUUUCGAGAGAUUCGGUCGACCAGCGAACAACGGACACCGAUCGCACACAUUAGAAGAGUAAAAAUUAUCGAACGAAAACAAAAAAAGGAACGUUUCGCACGUUUAGAAAACAGACGCUAAUCUUUCCCGCGAAAAGGCUGCCAAAGAAGAGAUAAUCAUCUUUAAAAUUUCAAUCAUUUACGACGAAUCGGUUGCUCGUAUCGAACGUUUAACGAAAUAGCAAUAAUCUGUCCGAGAAAACGAAGGAGAAAAGGCACAAGAAAAGAGAGAUUCGCGAUAAAACAAAGUCGGUAUACAAAAUACAUAUAACGAAACCGAGAAGAUUCUGCAGCUGAAGAAAAGGAAAAAAGGACAAGGUCGAAAAGUCCUCUGAACCAUACGCAAGAGGAUUCCGCACGGAAUGGCGAAGCUUGUUUGAUUUAUUACCAGACGAUCGUUCACGGCCGAGUUCUCGUUUUGGUUGCCACCUACGCCCCGGUCUUAAGCUUCCGGAGAAUCGGUCGGAUAAAAGGAAAUAAAAGAGUCGCGUGCUCGCGGACAAUAGGUUCGAAGAGAUUAAAAAUGAAGAAAAACAAUCCGCCUGAUGAAUCAACGGUGCGGUUCUCUUUUUCCCUCGAGUGUGACUUUCACGAGAUAAAAUAUCGCGACGAAACGAUCGCUGUAAGAGGCCUGAAGCCUCUGCGAACGCUGUACCUCGCGGCUUCGUCGCCAAUCACCGUUUCCGGCGCGUAACUUUGUUCAUCGUGCUCGAUGGUACGCAGUAUAGAAGCUAAUUUUCUAAGAAUCUUGUCGAUAUUUUCUUCUCUUCUCGAUAUCGAUCGUCGUUUCUACUUGUUCUUUGCCAUUCGGCUUUACCGUUUCGAAACGUAUACUCGUACAAAUAUUGCCGUUAAAUCAUUUGUUCCGCCACCUUCGAGCAGAUAACUCGUUUUCGACUUUUGUCCAAAUCCGAUGUCAGGCUAUUAAUUUUCCACGUCGAUUCGUUCUUUUCGCUCUUCUCUUUAAAUUAUUCGACUAAUAACGCGAGUCCAACGAUUCCUCGUUAUCGUACGGAAACAACGUCUUCGUCGUAUAUGUCGAUGAACUGUUAACUGGAGAAUCGCACAAAAGUGUAUAUCGGCCGGAAUUUCUAAUAUUUCAAAAACCACCACGAGCUUCCCAGACGAGAAUCGAAUACGGACAGGCGAUGAACGAGAUUACGCGCGGAGAAAAAAAAGUACGUUUUCCCUAAUGGGACCGCGUUGUUCACGUGCACGAGGACAGUAAAGGUUUAUUGCUACGACCGGAUCAAACCUAUACGCAAACGAACCAGCCGCACGGUGCAAUUUAUCGGCGAACCUUUAUUGACGUCGCGCAUGAAAACGCGGCCCGCGUGUUUAGAGACACCCGCACGGCGACAGGGCAUCGGCCGCGAAAUCGCAUCGACGUUAAACCAACCCGGUCCUAGUAACUCAUAUCCUCUGAACACCAUGCUGGCUCUGCGUUUACCACUUGGCUAUAGAUUCGACCAAAGAGUAUUCCGCGAAUUUCCCGAAAUUCGGUUCAACUCUCGCCUUGACACGUUCGCUGCUCUCUGAAUCCAUUUUUCCUUUCGCACAGUGACGCUUUCACGCUAAUAAAAAUUGUCGUACGUAUCUUUAUUUAUUGUACGCGUUUAAUUAACAUGAAAUACUUUUUCAUAAUUUCGGGAUUUUCAGUUCACGUGCCACUUCGAAUCGUUACGAUACAUAACAACGAAGGUAUAGACCGACUCGAACGUGCUUCGUACGCGGCGAACGUGUUAAAAUGAAAAGUGAAACAACGAUAAAUAUGUUAGGAAACGAAACUUUUCGUUUAAAUUUCCAUAUUUUCAAGCGCUUAAGUAUUUAGAUUACGUUAUGUUUGCAAAAAGGAAUGUUCUGGGUUGAAGAAUUUCUCCGAAUAUUCUUCCCUUUAAUUCUGAAAUCGUUCGAAUCGUUGAAUUUUGAAACGUAACUUUCUGAAUUUGAGAAUUGGUGGCGAUUACAGGCCGAUGGCCGCGUACGGGUGUGCGUGUAAAUAGACUACGAACGACUCGAUUGUAAAUAAAGGUAAAAUACACGUACGAGUUUUAACUAAUUCUAGAUCAUGAUCUAAGUUAAACGAGUAACUAUGUAGAGGAUUAGACGUUAUUAAUUACGAUAUAAAAUCAUAUCCAUGAGCGCGCUGGUAUUAAGAAACGGAAGGUCGACGUUUAAGAGCAAGUGUUAUCCUCGCGCUUUGACGAUACUUCUCUUAUAUUUCAACUUUAAUCUCCGCGAUAUGAAAUUGACGAUUACGUUCAUGAAAAAUAUUCAAAUGUUACGAGUGAUUGACAGAGAAAGCUAUAUUCGUUUGAUUGUAUUCACGGGGAUGUGUGCUUGUAUUUCUUUGAUUCCGUCUGCAAUAUAUCAUUGUAAGUAUCGUCAGGGAAUAAUUAAUUAGAAACGAAAGGAAAGAACGCUUGUUAUUCCCUCGAUUAACACCAGUCUCCGUUGAGACACAAUGAACGAGAACAAACGAAUCGACGAUGUAACGAGUAUAAGCGACUUCCGGUAGGCGCGCAUCGAAUCGACAAAAAUUUGCACGGUUCUAUGUACAUAAGUAAGCGUAAGUGUUGCCGAAGCGAUAAUGGCAAGAACCGAGAAACUGCACAAGACGAUUAAGUUUAAUAAUGAUUUCUCGAUAAACUGUUGUACGUAAAAAGAAAAGAGAGAGAGUGAUAUAAAUGAACGAACGAUGGUAAAAAAGGAAGAAAGAAAAAGCGGAAAGUGAGAAAGCGUAACGUAAAUAGGAAGUUUGUAAAACUCCGCGAACUGACUUGUACAGCGUUUAUCUCAGGCCUGUCCACGUAUAGGAUUCCCAAAUCGUUUAUUCUUCGUCAUAGUCUCGUGAUCUUCUCGAAAAAUAGUAUAGCGUAAAAGUAAUCAUAUCGUGUAGCGUCGAUACUUUAGAGGAUAAAUUUACAGUACAAAAUAAGAGAAAAAAGAAUUGGAAGCUAUAGCUCUAGCAAGAUUCAAGAUCCUAGUUCCGCAUCUACGUUUCUGCUUAGUAUCUGAAACUUAGUUCCUUAAUUAGAAAUGGUAUCGUUUUCUCAUUUUGUGCUCUAACUUUGUUCGUCGAAGAAUCGACAUAUAAUUAACCGAUCGAGUUAUCGAGCACUUUCACAUGCUACGAUAAUUGUAUGGAUACAGAGCGCGGAAAAUGAUUUGGACACUAUAGUGUAUCCUGUGAACAGGCCUGGUUUAUCUAGUAGCACAGAAGUUGUAUGAGUUCCCGAACUCUUCCCGAAGACUGCCGAAAACGCUUAUUGUUUGAAACGCUUCGGCGCCCCGCAAUAAUCAUCGCUUCGAGCGAUGAAAAUUAACGAGUAAGCAUUAAGUAUCGCUUUCUCUGUCAUUUUCAUGCAGAGUCAUACACGAUCAUUUAUAGCAGUUGGUAAAUCGUUCGCGUAACUCUCUUUUUUAAGAUAUUCGAUAUCCUCCUUUCCUCGUCUUACUUUUUCCUACGUUAUAGGUAACAGAUUUUGUAAUGUACGAUAAUUCUACGUUGAGCGAAUCUGAUAUGAAACAGGAUGUUACCGACUGUCGGUAUAUCGAUAUUUGAGUUUAAAAUUACCUUGGAAUGAUUCGUUCGCAUCGCGAUAAAUAUGUAUGUAUUUGUAUACUUACAUUCAACGUUCUUUUUUUCUAUGCACGAUGAUACUUUUCUUUCUAUUCGCCCGACAGUUUGCACCCAAAUUGUUCGAAAGCUUAACAUAGAAGUUAAACGAUUCGCUAAUUCUUUUUAACACAUCGCCCACGGCACGAAUAUACAAAAUUAUGCAACAAGGAAUAUACACUCAAUACCUCGAGACAGCGAAACUCUCGAUUUCUGACACUAUUACUACAAGAAAAUAAUCAUAAACACAAACGGAAGAAUGCAUUACGAUGUAAGAAUAAAUUAUCCAAUUUACGGUGAACGUGAAAUCAAGAACAGGCCCGACAAUAACGUAUGUACACAUGCGCUCGUGCACCGUACAUGUUUACGAAGAUGUACUACCUAAAAAUGUUUAUAGAUGCGUCUAUCAGGCCGAUCACAUGUAUUGAACGUGAAGUAAAACGAAAGAGUACUUACAUUACCCACUUAACGAGAUACUUUCGACAUACAAAUGAAUUCAAUGCAUUAAUGAACUUUACUCCAAAUUGUGAAACAUUACUGUGACGUUUAAAGUGAGAAACUUUGACAGCUAUUACUAUUCAUAACGUAAACGUGAUAAUUGAUUGAUUAACACUAAUAAGAUCGCAUCGUUUGGUCUGAAAGACACUUCUAUGGAAUGGUUAAUGAGAAUGAAAGAGGAUCGAUCACCGUCAGACGUAAAAAAUUUCAACAGAACCUCCGGAAACAUGCUCACACGACAUGCAUAUAGUUACUAAUUAUACCAUUAUUGAUUACCGAUUCGAAUAUCGAAUAUGCGACAUUUUUAAUAAAUUAUUUUGAAGAUUG